AGGAUUGUAAAUUUUUCGAAAGAAGAGAGAGGCGUGUGUGUGUUUUGCAUGGCUUUCCUAGCAAUCGAAAAGCGUCGAUACAUUUCCAGUCCCAAGUAUCCAAGUACCCUUCAUUCUCUCUUCCUUGCACAGAUUUCAAUUUGAUCCCUCUAAUGCACUUUCUACCUUUGCGUUAAUGAUUCGCAACUGUUUUCCAAUUGCUAUAAUAGACACUAAAAGGUUCCGGUCGAACGGCAUCGAUGUUUUCCACAUUAGCAAUAUUUUUUCUUUUUCUUUUCGACAUGUGAUAGAAAAUUUGUAACAUCUGCCAAUGCAAUUAAUUUGACAAUUGACGUCAAGUUGUACUUCUGAAAAGUAUCCAAAAACACGUUAGUGUUUUUCUUUUCUUAAAUUCAGUUUUUUCCCAAAUAAUUUUUCUACCAAAUAACUAUGAAGAAAAUCUUGGAAAAGUGUGCGUAAAAUACACUUAUGACUUCUGAUUGAUGUUUCACUUGAUUUGAUACGAUCCGAUAGUCAGGCUAAAUAUUCAAUUUGGAAUUUAGGUAUACGAACAGAAAGGAGAUACAUAACUAGACAAAUUGUGCAGAAAAAGUGAAAUGCACCCAUGUGAAAGAGUAUACGUCGUUACGCAUAAAUGUCGUAAUCUCAAUGUGAUACACAUUACAUUAGACUCGUCACGUGACGCGAUGGACUCUUCGGCUUUCCUCGAUUCAUCACGACGACGAAUUCGCAUUGCAUCAUCUAUCGAACAGGAGAUAAACGCGUAUAUGCACAAUAUCAAUCUGGAGUUUUCUCUUUCUCGCCAAUGGUUCCAUUAAUUUCGGAUUUGAAUCGAGCAGUGUGGAAGAAAAUCCUUCUCUCGCAUUAUUACGUAUUGAAUCCUUUUACGAGCAAAUCUAGCAUCGGUGAUUCGUUUGCGACAGAUGCGCACACUUUUCGAAAACUUGUUAAAAUCGCUGCGGCUCAAAAUUGGUCAAAGUUGGAGAGUUUCGUGAUGCAGUGAUUUGGAGAGACAGUGAUCCUCUUGCCUCUCACCCUACGAAGGAAAUGGACAAGGACAGGCAUGUACAAGUUGCAUCCCCGCCGGAUAGACGAGUCACGAGAGACGAUAUCGGGGUGGCCUCAGCCGGUGUAGCGGUGAAUAAUGCGGCUGCUACCGGCUGCAGCAGUGCAAGCGGCGCGGCAUCCUCGAGAUCGCGCAAUCCUUCCUCCUCCCCCGGUCGGAACGGCCAACUCUCCAAACAAGGCACUUUGACGAUAGUACGCCGAAGUUCCGGCAAAAGCAAAAGCAUCAGCGGUGGGAAUUUCGAAAGUUCUCCACCACCGCAUAAUCCCGAUACUUCGUAUUUGUCGAGUCAAUCCGUCGAUCUCGAAGAGAUCCUCGAUAAUGUCGAUCUAACGACGGAUUCGCUUCCUGCCGUUGACACACCCGAUGCAUGCGACAAAGCUGCCCUCAGAUUGAGGUGUUUAUUGAGGCAGCUACAACAUGGGGAGAUAUCCGCCGAAUUACUUCAACGAAACUUGCACUACGCAGCUCGCGUACUCGAGGCUGUUUUCAUCGACGAGACCAAGGUGAGUUCAGGCGGGAAUGAGUGCGCUCGGUCAUCACGUAGGGGGGCGGGCCUGACGUCUUCAUCCCUAGGGGGCGGCUUGGACUCAGACGGACCACAGGGCCACGCGGUGGUAACCCAGAAACGGAAGCUUCGCACCCCCAUAUGGGCAAGAGAUGCUGAGCGUGUGGAGUCAACCGCCAUAUGUCGUCCGGGUGUACGCCGUAGGCGACUGGCGGAUGAAGAUGACGAGCUGUCAGAGGUGCAGCCAGAUGCGGUACCACCGGAAGUGCGCGAAUGGCUAGCAUCGACUUUCACUAGGCAGCUCGCCACCACUAGGCGGAAAGCCGAUGAGAAACCGAAAUUUCGCUCGGUCGCCCACGCCAUCAGGGCAGGCAUAUUCGUCGAUCGGAUCUAUAGGAGGGUCACGAAUACCGCUCUCAUGCAAUUUCCGCCCGAAGUCGUCAAAGUACUUAAGACUUUAGACGAUUGGUCGUUCGAUGUAUUUUCCUUGCAUGAGGCCACUCUGGGUACGCCAGUGAAAUACCUGGGCUAUGACCUCCUCAAUCGAUAUGGUAUGAUUCACAAGUUUAAAGUACCUCCCGCAGUUUUGGAGUGCUUUCUCGGAAGAGUCGAGGAGGGUUAUUGCAGGCAUCGAAACCCAUACCACAACAAUCUCCACGCUGCCGAUGUUGCACAAACGAUGCAUUACAUUCUGUGUCAAACAGGUUUGAUGAAUUGGUUGACCGAUCUCGAGAUUUUCGCCACUCUCGUGGCAGCGAUUAUUCAUGAUUACGAGCAUACUGGGACCACAAACAAUUUCCACGUAAUGUCCGGUAGUGAUACAGCGCUCCUAUAUAAUGACCGAGCCGUGCUAGAAAAUCAUCACAUCUCAGCCAGCUUUCGAAUACUAAAAGAAGAUGAUUGUAAUAUACUGCAGAAUUUGUCAAGAGAGGAAUUUCGAGAAUUUCGAUCACUCGUCAUUGACAUGGUUCUUGCUACCGAUAUGAGUUUUCACUUUCAACAGCUAAAAAAUAUGAAAAAUUUACUAAGUUUGGCAGAGCCAAGCGUAGAUAAGAGCAAAGCUGUUAGCUUGGUCCUCCAUUGUUGCGAUAUUUCGCAUCCCGCUAAAAGAUGGGAUCUUCACCACAGAUGGACGAUGCAACUUCUUGAGGAAUUCUUCAGACAAGGUGAUAAAGAGAGAGAGCUUGGACUGCCAUUUUCUCCUCUAUGCGACCGCAAUAAUACGUUGGUAGCUGAAUCUCAAAUAGGAUUCAUAGAAUUCAUUGUCGAGCCUAGCAUGCAAGUAUGCAGUGACAUGCUGGAAACCGUUCUCGCACCGCUCAAUGUCAAGGAUACCGCGGACGAACCCAGCAAUGGUUCAGGAGAAGAAAAUAGGAGAUCUAAAAUUGGCAAACCUUGGAUCCCAUGUCUCGCAGAAAAUAAAAAAAUCUGGAAAGAACAUGCAGUACGAGAUGCAGAAGCCAAAGCACAAAAGGAACAAGAACAAAAGACUAGCAGCAAUCGCGAGGACGGUGGGGGAACGCAAGCUCCAGCCGAAGAAUGAAAGAUAUACCGGACAAUUAUAUUUUUCAAAAGUCUCUGUAAUUUUAGAUUACGCGCAAGUUCGUGAUCGCAUUGGAUGGCAUCUAUCAUAAGUUUACGGACUUGUUAUUACGCUUACGAAUGAUACGCCAAGCGUCAUUCGGUAGUACAAAUAGACAUACGGACAUUAGAUGAGUGGAAAUGACGAUCUAUAUACAAAAAUAUGCAUACAUCAAAUAUGUUGAAUAAUUUGUUUAGAUUGACACCAAAGACCCAAAUUAUGUACAGUCUUGGCCAAAAAUAUUUGCCACCUAUGUGAAACCUCAAUAACUUUAAAUUGUUUUACAUUCAGGUCAAAUAAGCAAUACUAGUGGGUGACUCAUUUUUUUAUAACGAUUUAUGGUGUAUCACACAGUACUAUGAGGGCAUUUUUGCCAUUUGUCUUUUAUUUCUUCUUCCUCAAAAAGUAAUUGUAUUUUCAAACAUUUAGCUAAAUUCGCACGUUUUAAGUUGGAGAUUAUUGAGCAAUGUGCAUACUUGGAGCGUCCGCAGUAAACCAAACACAAGCAAAAUUCAAAUUUUAUGAUGUGAUACUUUGUUUAGGUUUAGGUUAUUCAGUUUAACGUGUAGAUACGUAAGAAACCAGUUGGGUAGAGUCAAAAGAAAUUACAUUUCUAAGAAUGGAAGGGGUGGCGAAUACUUUUGCCCAAGGCUGUAUUUGUCCUGCUAUUUCUAUAUAAUAUUUCUAGAAUAUUUCUUAACCAAUUGUUUUCUACUAUUCCAUAUGUAAUACUAUUUGAUCUCAUUAUAUUAUAGUUACAAUGCUCCUCGAAAUAGUCACCGUCAAUGUACAAUGAUUAGACGUCAUUUCCUGUUAAUUUCAAAGACUCCUUAAGAUCCAUUUUUGUGAAAGUUUCGAAUUUGUAAGAAAAAUAUUUACGAUCGAUGAUUUGUCAUCUUAAAAUUCCUCUAAAUUAUUUAUGUUAUUAAUUAUUUAUAUUAAAUUAUUUAAAUGAAUAAUUACAUGUAUAGUAUACACAUGUAUAUAUAUAUAAUAUACAAUAGAAGAAUUGAUAAAAGAACAACAUGAAUUGUAGAUCGUGAAUUAUAUUACGAUCGUUCGAUAUAAAGAAUGAAUCAUUUGUACUCUUUUAUUAAUUUAAAUUAAACGGGAGAAAAAUUGGUGUAACACAGCUGGAUAUAAAAUUACGAGUAUAUAUUGUGGAAGGCAUACAUUUCGCAGAAGGAAAGGGCCAUCCCUAAAUACAAUGUACGCAUCGAGUGACAAAAGAGAAACUUAUAUUUGCUGAUAUCAAUAAGUUUAAGAAUCCUCGUUAGCAGUUGUUUAUUUCAAGGUGUGUUUCUGUCAACGCUACAUAUGUAAAUGUUAUUUAAUCCAUCGAGCAAAGUCUAUCGGCUUUUUGAUAUCAAAUGAAAUAAUUAAAUCAUAUAUUUUCAGAAGAACAAUAUAUAUUUAUAACCAAUAUUUUUUCUCAAAACUUGAAAAAAUCUAACUGACGCAAAUCACACAAUAUAAAAUGUCUUCUUUUACUUGGAUAUAUUUUUGAAACAAUAUUAUAAUUAUCGACGGUGAUUAGACUUGUAUUUAUUGGCUAAGAAUCUCAGAAACACAACACAGCAGGUUUUUUGUUACUAUUUAUUGACACGUGUCGCACAAGAAUACGAAUAUUGCACAAGAUAUAAUAUUUUUCUUACAAUCUUUUUCAUUUAUCUUUAUUAACGAAAAAGAGAUUCUUUGCGAAUAAUCGGGACCUGCGAUUUUCAAUGCGAUCUUUGCAAAUGUAGAGUGUAAAAUAUUACUUGUGACGGGUUUGGGUGAAAACUUGGAAACGUCGAUCUUUUUCGUUCGCGUUUAUUAAAAGUCGCAGCAAAAAGAUCUAUGGGAACGAAGUAUCCUUGUACAUACCGUUUGUUAAAUGUGUAUUCGUAUACACGUACUGGUUCAGCUUUAAUGUGUGUGUAUGUAAUGUAUAAAGAGAAACAAAUAACAGGAUACAGCUAAUGUUUAAUCAACGUAUGUUUAAUACAUACUGCGUAUUUCAUGUAUAUGUAUAUAUACAAAAGAAAGAGAAAGAAAACGUUAUUUUGUUCAACUCCUCGCGAUAUCGCGGCUAUAGAAUAUACAUGUUAGCGCGUGUUAGCAACGCACACGUCCGUAUUCAAGAUUGUAAUUAAACAUAUCCAUAAACGAAUGCGCGUUACAAAACGCAUAAAUUCUUGAUAUAAUGACAAAUAGUUAUCAUUACAUCAAUGCAUCAUUAUCAUCCAAUGUCAUACGCGUAAAGGAAUCGGACACUUCGGUAUAAUAAAAGAUUUACAAUUUUUUCUCUUUUCUACUUUUUAUCGCGUAUAGAAAACAUUGCCGCUACUGCAGACCUUUAUUUUAUAUACGAUUUAUAGUUGCACAUAAAUUUAUUAUUUUUAUUAUAUGUUCGCGCACUUACUUAGUACUUUGUUACUUGUGAUUGAUGGUGUCAUGUUAGUUAUAUCAUAAGAAGAAAUAGUAAUUUUACUUCUGCAGAGCUUUUUUAUAUUGUGGUUAAAAGAAUAUCUAAAUUGUUUUUAUUUGUUUAUUAAAUUUAUAAUAAAUGAAAAAUGAAAGUAACUACCGAAAUUGAAUCCGAUUCUCUGUACGUGGCAAUAAUUUGAGGUAAGGCUCUAUGGAAAAAUCGCUAUAUAUACAUAUGUGUGUGUGUGUGUGUGUUUUGAUAUGUGCACGUAUGCUCGCGCGCCGCACACACACACACCUAUAUAUAUAUACAUAUUCAUAUAUAUAUACAUAUAUAUUGUGUAAAAUAGAUCAUAGAGCUAGCAGAUUUUUCGAGUGGAACGUUUUAUCGUCACAGAGAUAUUAUAUACAUAUAUCGCGAUAUAUAGAUGUAUAGGAUAAUCUCACUAUUUCGAGAUUGAACAUAUCCGUCCUGUAUUUAUUUAAUUUCCGUCAUUCAAUCGCGCGCGUGCGCAUGAAUUCGCGUUACUGCUAUGGAACAAAUGUUUCGUGCUAUUAAUAUAAUAGAUAAAGUUUA
Molecule: messenger RNA, 6142 nt
Organism: Vollenhovia emeryi
Lineage: Eukaryota; Metazoa; Arthropoda; Insecta; Hymenoptera; Formicidae
Product: calcium/calmodulin-dependent 3',5'-cyclic nucleotide phosphodiesterase 1A-like
Exons: 13
Coding region: 1048-3117 (689 amino acids)
Biological process (GO): signal transduction
Molecular function (GO): 3',5'-cyclic-AMP phosphodiesterase activity
Source: RefSeq, a predicted model, not a curated record